Messenger RNA from Acromyrmex echinatior (Panamanian leafcutter ant), 1586 nucleotides. RefSeq lists its product as uncharacterized. Lineage: Eukaryota; Metazoa; Arthropoda; Insecta; Hymenoptera; Formicidae. The record is from RefSeq and is a predicted model, not a curated record.
CAUGCACGAUGCAUUACGCGUCACACAUAUUAUUGUACUGCAUCGCACUUUGGUGCGUAAUAAAUGAUGGAAAAGCUGCAAGAACUGCAGUCAGUCCAGAUAUCCUAGCAAAUUUCGCUAAAAAUGUAGCUUCAGUAUUGUCGCCGGUCAUUUUGCGCGACGUGCAAUCCCGCAAUAAUCGAUCGUCCUUCCAAUCAACCCUGUCGGUAUCCGCCAAUCUGAAUGACGAUUUGAAUUCACAUUCAAUCUUGAAUAAUAUAGUCGAUACAAAAACAUCAAACGCGGCUACCUAUUACGGACCACGCUCUUAUCCUUACAAUGGACUCUACGAGGAUUCUCCGGAAGAACUCGAGGGAUCCGAAACGAAUGAACGAUUCGAUGGAUCUCUACGAGAUGGUUCCUACCUACGCCAAGAACAAUCGAACUUUUACAAACCUCACGAUUUUUCCACAAACAAUGAUAAUCUUGACGCAACUCCAAAAUCUAGCGAUAAUAUCGAUUCAUCAAUCGGUCGUAUUCAGGAAUCGUCCACCAAUUUAUAUCCUUCUUAUCACGGCGGUGGUUUUCCCAAGGCAGCCUUCCCCCAUGGACCUUUCUUGGAUAAACCCUAUGGAGGCUUCUACGGAGGUUUUGGACCAUACGGACACCACCACCACCAUCAUCAUCAUCAUCCAUAUGGAGAUGGAUCUUCGGAAGAGGCGGGCACGGAGGAGAACGCGCGAUUGGAGAACAGGACUAAUUACGGAGAUUACGGUUCGCCUUACGGAGGUUACGGUUUCGGCCACCAUCAUCCCUACUCUCCAUUUCCCUUUGAUGGAUACGGUCAUCACGACUUCUAUGGACCCUAUCAGAGAAACGGAAAUGUUUCUUCUAGAAACGGACACUAUGGACAUCACGGUUACGGGCCUUACGGCGGACCCGAUUUCUAUGGUGGUUAUGGCAAUCACGGUGAUUACGGUUAUGGCAAUAAUAAUGGCAACAAUAACGGCAACAACAAUAAUAAUGACAACAGACAAACCGAAGAACCGGCUGAGAAUGGUGACCAGAAUAACUCGACAAAAAACGGAUACUCGCCUCCUUAUGGGCCCCCUUGGGUCAAGCCAUUACUGGGGAUUUUUCACCCCCACGAUUUCCCCCUCCUGCCGUACGACCACUUCCAUGGAUUCAAGGGCGGUCCUGUCGGGGUUGGCCACGUUGGCUAUCCAAUAUAUGCCGAUCCGUAUCUAGUUGGAUUUCCAUUCCAUCAUCCUUACGGGCCUUUCAUUCACGGUAAGAAAUAUCUCCCGCCGAAAGGCAAACCUGCCGAUUCAGGUGAAUCGGCCGAGACAACGGAAGCAACUGCUGAACUUAUGGAGAAUGAAACUCCCGAACGAAUCACUACGCUCCACGACGAAGAGGUAGCACCGGCUCCAAGUUCGAAUCGAUACAAGAUAACGCCAACGGGACGGAAGGAAUUGAAGCAGAUCAAAUUGGUUAAUUUCGAGAUUCGGAGAAUCUGAUUUCCUAAAAUAUUAAUCCUAAACUUGACAGAAGAAAAUAAAAUCAAAAUUAACACAUACAACAUAUUAUAGUAAAAGAUAUGAAGA